GGAAGAAGAGGACGGAGGAGGAUGGAGGCGUGACGUCGCUGCCCGCAGAGCGAGGCCCGUGCGGCGGGAGGAGACACACGCAGACGCAAACGCUCCGUGCGCGGGGGGACGGGGAGCCGAGAGGACCGCCGAGCGAGACGCAGGACGUCGGAGCAAACUAAGGGCGAAGAAGACAACGACCCCGCAGACAGACGUAAUGCGGCAGCGACCCCGGAGCUGAUGUGACUGUGCACAAAAGCGGAGCAGGGAGGGAAGCGGCGGACGGCGGCACCAGCGGGGCGGUCGGUCGGUCGGUCGGUCGGCCGGUCGGUCGGCGGGGACAUGUCCUCGCUCGCCGCGGACGAGGACCAGCAAUGGUCGCCGUCGCACGUGCAGGUGACGGUGCUGCGCGGCCGGGGCUUGCGCGGCAAGGGCAAGCACGGCACCAGCGACGUGUACACCAUCAUCCAGCUGGCCAGGGAGAAGUACUCGACGCGCGUGGCGGAGAAGACCACGGAGCCCGAGUGGAGGGAGGAGUGCUCCUUCGAGCUGCAGCCCGGCGCGCUGCGGCGGAGGAGCGGCGGCGGCGGCGGCGCGGCGGCCGGCGAGCUGGUGCUCACCGUCAUGCACCGGGCGCUCAUCGGGCUGGACGUGUUCCUCGGGCAGGCGGUGGUGCCGCUGGACGAGGUGUUCCACGAGAGCCGAUGCGCGAAGAACCAGUGGUACAGACUCAACUCCAAAACGGGGAAGAAGGAGAAGGAACGAGGAGACAUUCAAGUCACCAUCCAGUUCACCCGAAACAACCUGACAGCCAGCAUGUACGACCUGGUCAUGAAGGACAAGGGCGCCUCCACCUUCAGCAAGCUGAAAGAACGCAUGAGGGGGAAGAGGCGAUCCAUCGACGACGACUCCUCGCCGGCCAACCUGCCGGGUGGAUCUCUGACUCAGGUGCGGCAGCGGCUGCCGAGCGAUGGAGGCGGGGAGGAGGACUACGAGGAUGACGAGGGGGGCGAGGCCCGGCGGAGCAAGAUGAGGACCUUCUUCCUGAGAGGGAAGCUGAGGAAGUCGUCAGACACUCGCUCCAGCACAUCGCUGGGCUCGGAGAGCAGCGAGUCGUCGUCGCGGGGCGGCAGCCUCAGUCCCACGGCCGGCAUCAGUGUGGUGGUGUCUGACCUCUCCAACUCGCCCAGUAACAGCAGCAACCUGACGGCAGACAACAGCCCAGAGCACACAGCAACCACGUCGCCCUCUCUCAAAUGUGACUUUGGUGACGAGGUCGGCGAGAUCACCAUAGCAGUGCCUCAGCCCACUGUGUGCGUUAACGGAAGCCAUGCUUACAGAGUCCAGCCCCUGGACCCAGGCUCAGGAAAACCUGUGGAUUCUUUAGGUCUGGGCCUGUUGCAGAAGUCUUUGCCUCUGUCCGUGUCCCUACAGAGCCUCAGCCCGCGUGCCUCCGCCACGGACCCCCAGAAAGGUCCCGCAGGAGACGGGCGCCGCUGGUCCUUUGACAAACCCGGCGAGGAGGAAAAGGCGGCCAUCGCGGCGGCUUUGGAGCAAGGCGGCCCCAUGCAGGGUGAAGAUGAGGAGCGUUUGGGAACGGCGGAAUCGGAAAGCCACGGGAAGAAGCAGAAGAGGAACUUGUUCUCCCAUGGGAGGAGUGAGUCGCCUGGGACAGGGCCGAGUCCGUCCAAGGACGGGUCGGAGGAGGAGGAGAAACACAAGGGAUGGUUCGGAUCAAAGGACUCAAACAGCAAACCAAGCUCGGUGGUGUCACCUAAACUAGAGUCCAGAUCCCGCCCCCACCCAUCUCCUCCUCUCCCUUCCAGUAACCACCCUCCGGGUGCCCCUGUAGAUCUGGCCCCUCUGGUUUCUCCACUGCAUCACACUAACCCCUUCUGCCAUUCACAGACCACGUCACCUCCCAUAUCCCCCUGCAACCCUUUCUUCUCUGUCCUCCAGCACAACCCUUUCUUUGAGGACACGCCAAACACUCGCACGCCCGCAAAACCUUCAUUGCCUCCUUUGCCCUAUCUCUCCAGUGCCAGGCCGCCCAUAUCUCAGCUCUUUCCGCAGACGAGUAACCUUAACAACACUCUGACCCUCAGCGACCCAACCGCGGAGGAAGACUCCAUCUUUGGCACAGGUGCAAAGGGUGACCCGAUGGCCAAAAUUCCUGCGGCUCCCACGGAAGGGGAGAAGUCGGCCAACCCUUUCAUGUCCGCUGGGGAGCUGGAACCAGAUUCAGAGUGGGACGAAUCCUUUGAAGCAUUUGCCGCUGGCAGGCUGCAGUCUCCCGAGGAUCCGACCACAGAUUGCGAAACACAGCAAAACACACCCAGUGACCGUCCGCUGGAAAACUGCGAUGAUAAAGGAGCAUCAGUCCCCAUAACAGAUCCAGAUCAGAACACAAAUAUGGAUGACGCACUACUUCAUCAACCUUGGAGAGAAGUCAUAUCCGAAGCUCAUGAAGCGACCAGCCAGGUGACCAACACGGACGCAUUUGCACAAUUCCUUGAAACAAUCCCAGAGCAGAUGAGCUUGGAGAGCGACAACAUAACUUUAAACACUUCGGCUGACUCAGCAACGCUUGAUGCUUGCACUGAAACUAAUCAAGCUAACAGUACUACUAAGGCAAAUGAUUCGUCCAGCACUAAUAUGCUCCACGGCCCCUCUCACGCUUCAUCUGUACAGCUCAACAGCAGCUCCCCGGAUCCUGGCUCGUCGGGUAUUGGCAGUUCAGCAGAAGAGGAUUUCCUCUCCUGUCUUUCUUCUUAUUCAGAUAAAUUUUCUGCGUCGUCCUGCGAGGAAGCUGAGGCGCGGUUCUUUGAAAGCAACAUCCAGGGCUUUGAACAAUCCUUUGAGCCCGCCGUGGCUAAAAGUCCGAAGCCCUCAGACUCUGAAGAAGACUUCACCGACAGGUCGAAUGAUCGGACUGUAUUCGAUGUACCCCAGCAGGGUAGUGAUGAAAGGGUCGGUUCGAAAGAUUCAAGGGCACCACAGUCCCCAGUGCUAACACCUGAGGAGCUCGUGAUCACUGCAAGAGAAACGGAAACCGAAGGUGCAGAUGCUCAGACGCUAAACAUUCCUAAUGUCCCUGACUUGUUGCCGAAACCCUCUGAACUACAACUGAAAUCCGGUGUCUGUUCACAGUCAGACGAUGAAAGUGGAGGGAAAGGCAUAGAUGAAAUCAACAGCUCUCUUGUGGAUUUUUCCAAGGAGUUCGUUGACGGCUCUGUCAACAACGGUGCAGAUGUGAGAAUUCUUGCGACUCCAGAUGACGUCUUCUCCUCCACACUCCCGUCGCUGUACAUCCGAACCUCCUCCCCCGAUGUGAUGCAGAGCUCUUGGGACUCAUCCUUUGGGAACACUAAUGUACGAGGGCAGGGUGCUAGCCAGUGUUCUCCAGUGCCAUUUGGAGCUUUUUGUGAAGCCAGUCCUGGCCAAGACUUCGACAACACACUACUGCACACUCGGGUGUCUGAUCUGAGCUCCAGCAGCUUUCUCCAAAGCCUUUAUGUCAGCAGCGACUCGCAGGAUUACCAAACUUGUGCGUCUCACCAGUCAUCCGAUGCCUCCAGCGUCUCGGAGCCCGACAAGACGCAACGCUCGGCGAACUCAACGCUCUGCGGCGAGCCGAGCGACAUUCAGACGACUGCCGAUGCUGCGUUGGGCCUAGAGGAUUCCCCCAGCGCAUCCACGUCACCCAUAAGAGAAACUACCCAAACUGACAGAUUUGAAGAAUACUGUUGCGCAGCAGCUGAUGACAAUACAGCAACUAUCGAGACACAAUUCAUGAUAGGGGGUGAUUUUGGUCUACAUGUACUUCCCGCAGCACCAGCAGACUCUGAAAAGAGCUGCGAUCCAAAGUGGCUCGGUGAAGGAGGUGUGGAAGGUCCGCAUGUCGUCUUAGAUGACGGGUUCUCAAAAGGCCCUGAGGCGCGGUCUGCUGCGCUACACCGCUCACAGUCUGAGGGCACACUGACUCCGGCCUUUGACGAACUCCUCCUGCCCUCCUUUGGGAGUGAUCCCGGUGCAACACAGGGGUCCUCCUCGGCCCAGCCAGACCCCGCUCUCGCCUGCCUCACCUCCUUUGCUCCUUCUCUAACUCCUCGUAGCUUCCCCGUAGCGCUCUGUUCCUUCCCUCCCCUUGCCAACGCUUUUGCGAGGUCGCCACCCAGCGCGGCACGAGCCGCUGCGCCGCAGCCUCGGGAGACGCAGCCGCCGCCGCCGCCGCCGCAGCAGCAGGCAGCCAGUCAGCAGAGCAGUCCCCACCCGGUGAAGCCCCUGACCACUGCCCUGCAGGCGGAGGAGAAGCGGACCGAGGGCCGGUCAGUGCUGGCCACCGGCUUGGAGAAGCUCAAGUCCACCAUCCACCCGGGGAGGAGCAGCCAGAUCAGCGAGCAGGCGACGGACCGCAGGAAGUCUCUGACGGAGGGCGCGGGCUCGUACUACCACCUGACCCACAGCGAGCUGGUCGCCCUGUUGGUGCAGCGGGAGGCGGACCUGGAGCGGCGGAAGGCGGAGUUUGAGCGUCAGAGGGUGCUGCUGGCCAAGCGGGAGGUGGAGCUGAGGCGGCUGAAGCCGCAGGUCAAAGAUCUGGAGGACUACAUUGACACGCUGCUGGUGCGCAUCAUGGAGCAGAAGCCCACGCUGCUGCAAGUGCGCUCCAAGUUCAAGUGACGAAGAGAGGGAGGGGGUUUGCAGUUCAAUCCUCAUCUGUUCACUCUAACCUCCACCACGGCUCUUUAGUCUUCUCACUUGCUAUGCUGUCCUUUUUGAUACGAAAAUUUAGGCACCGAGAUGUUUUUUCCAGCCGGCGUGCUUUACUGUGCUGAAACGCAUUCUCGUCCAAAAGAAAAGGAAAGGUUUGGUUGGGGGCGGUUCUUUGAAUGUAGCGGGUCCUCAGGUUGUUUUCAGGUUCAUUCAGCCAGUUGGUUUUCAGCCCAGUUGGGGUCUAAAGCCCAGGUUCUUCAGUUUUUUCGGGGGUCCUGAUUGUAGAAAACACAGAUUUCCUCCUUUUCACCUCACGUGUCACUUCUAUCACCUUAUCACAAGAGAGAGGAGUUGUAGAGGUUUCAAUCCCUAACAACGUACAUCCCACCAACCCCUCACUCACUCACUCACUGUUGUCAAAACGUUAUUUAGAAAAUAAUCUCCCUGACCCACAAUUUCAAUGAAAGUAAAAACAUGCAAAACCUUCUGAUAAUGAUUCUCACCACCGUCACUUUCCCCCACCCCAGAUGGUGUGUAUGUUGUUUUGGAUUGACUCCCUGCAAACGUUCCCUUGAUAAAUAAAAUGGAGUGCUCCGACUAGUAUUUUUGAAGAGACAAAAACCAAACGAGCGGUGAGAGAGCUCGACCUCGUCGCGCGCACAAUCACUGGGAACUGAUUGUAGCGUACGAAUGUUCAAAAGUGUUCUUAGCCAACAGGUGAAUGGUUUUCUUUUCUACGCAGGAUAAGUGGUGUUGUGCUUUUCCCACAGUUUUUCUUCCCCUAGUCUUUCUUUCCUUUCUGCAGGUCUUGAAAUUUACCCAUAAUGCUCAGCCACAUAAGCUAAAUGAUUGUUGUAUGGGUCACGGUGUUAUCAGGUGAAGACAGUAAUCACUCAGUAUCCCAACAGUAUCAUGAUCGGCCAUCGCAAGCUUCUCUGGUCUCGUGCUUCUUGACUUCCCACACGACUCCACCACAUUGGGGAAGCAAAAAAAAAAAAGAAAUGCCUGCGACGUGCUGGUACUUGACUCUCACUCCCUCAGUGUCGGUGUAUCACAUCUGCUUCGCCUCGAGCACGCAUAGCGCCAUUGCUUUCGGGUGUCACAAAGGGAUGUAUACACACACACACACACACACACACACCGCAUUGAACAGCAUCAUAUGCCGUAUUGAAAAUUGCCAAAUGCUGCCUUAUUGUUUUUGCUUUGUUUUGAAAUUCAUAAAAAAUAAAAAUCCAGCACUUCAUUUCACUCAUCGGGGGCUUGGGGCAGGUUCUGAAAACGAAAAGCCAUCUGUUCACUUCAAGUUUUUCUUCCUCUUAACUUCUUCUGAUGCUUUGUUGUGAUAUUGUUUAGAUCACUGCACAAAAAUAAAUUGUAUGCAUACCGGUAGAACACGAGCUGGACGGUGAUUUUCCUGUGACAUGCCAAAAAAAAAGAAAGAAAAAAAAGCCUUGAAUCUUAAUCUAUGGAGCAGAUUGUUACACCAUUAAGUAUUCUGAUUAUGACGCCACCUUUAACAGCGUUUUGUGGAUGUUCUUGCACUACUCAAUCGUCAGAACGUGACUCUACUGUACCUGUGUCUGUCCGAUGUCGGUAUAGUUAGGAUCUACUUUACACCGUACUGCACUUUCUAAUCGCUCUGUGAUUUCUCAGCACUUGGCCUUCCUUCACACCACGACUAUGACUAGCCAGUGAGCUUGAAGCAUCAACGAAAUCAUCCAUGAACCGUCUCGUCGCCAUCUCAGCUCUUGCAAGUGCAUAGAUGGCUGCAGUGACACAUUGAUGUGACUCGGCACUUAUGGGGCGCGAUCCUCUUCCAUGUCUUCCAUUUUGAAAGGUUUUGGGGUUUUUUUAAUUUAAAGUUUGAGCUGAUUGUGUUUUGUCCUUUAUUGUGUAGCCAGAGGAAUGUGCGUGAGCUAGUAUGUAAGAUUGGAAAGUUUACAACUCGUGAUGCAAAUUCUGUUUCACAAAAAUUUUGUAUAUUUAAUAAAGAAUAUUUUGUGUUUCUUGCUCA
Messenger RNA from Scophthalmus maximus (turbot), 6706 nucleotides. It is a transcript of the gene rab11fip5a, whose product is annotated as RAB11 family interacting protein 5a (class I). Gene Ontology annotation, molecular function: small GTPase binding. Bases 322 to 4659 code for a protein of 1445 amino acids. The transcript has 6 exons. Gene Ontology annotation, cellular component: early endosome; mitochondrion; recycling endosome. Gene Ontology annotation, biological process: regulated exocytosis. Lineage: Eukaryota; Metazoa; Chordata; Actinopteri; Pleuronectiformes; Scophthalmidae. The record is from RefSeq and is a predicted model, not a curated record.